AUGGCCAGUGAAACACCCAGAAUCGACCCCACCGAAAUCUCCAAUAUCAAUGCCCCCGUGUUUAGAAUUAUAGCACAAAUCAAGUCACAACCCACCGAGUCCCAACUGGUCUUGCAAUCGCCGACCAUGUCGUCGACGAACGGCGGUGAGAUCGAAAUGAUCACAUUAAACAAUAUCCGUGUCUCGAUGAACAAGACGUUCGAGGUGGAUUCGUGGUACGAGUUCGUUUGUAGGAACAACGACGAUGGCGAAUUAGGUUUUUUAAUUCUUGAUGCUGUACUAUGCAAAUUCAAGGAAAACGAAGAGCUAAGUUUACACGGUGUGGUCGCUUUACAACGACUAUGUAAAAAAUACCCAGAAAUAUACUAG
This is a messenger RNA of Saccharomyces eubayanus, 369 nucleotides long. RefSeq names its product Rfa3p (gene RFA3). NCBI's taxonomy places the organism in Eukaryota, Fungi, Ascomycota, Saccharomycetes, Saccharomycetales, Saccharomycetaceae. The coding region runs from base 1 to 369 and encodes 122 amino acids. The record is from RefSeq and is a predicted model, not a curated record. The transcript has a single exon. Gene Ontology annotation, molecular function: DNA binding. Gene Ontology annotation, biological process: DNA replication; DNA recombination; DNA repair. Gene Ontology annotation, cellular component: nucleus.